Pelobates fuscus (common spadefoot toad) is the source of this 6591-nucleotide messenger RNA. It is a transcript of the gene MED1, whose product is annotated as mediator complex subunit 1. NCBI's taxonomy places the organism in Eukaryota, Metazoa, Chordata, Amphibia, Anura, Pelobatidae. The record is from RefSeq and is a predicted model, not a curated record. Gene Ontology annotation, cellular component: mediator complex. Bases 96 to 4790 code for a protein of 1564 amino acids. Gene Ontology annotation, molecular function: nuclear retinoic acid receptor binding; nuclear vitamin D receptor binding; transcription coregulator activity. Gene Ontology annotation, biological process: cellular response to thyroid hormone stimulus; regulation of transcription by RNA polymerase II. The transcript is spliced from 17 exons.
UGCGGCUGCGCUUUUGAGUUAGAGGGUUUCCGGGUCCGGGGAGCAGCCGGGAGGAAGGAGCGGAUCCUAUGUGAGGUUCCCAGACCCAAGACAAGAUGAGUACCCUAAUGGAGCGGCUUCAUACUAAGCACAGCCAGAGCCGGCCCUGGUCUGAGACCAUUAAGAUAGUUCGGCAAACCACGGAGAAACGACCUGGGAUGGUUGCUGGAGGAAACCAACAGAUUGUAAACUGCUUAGAGACCCUCCAGAAGGCUAUAAAAGUCACAUCCCUUUCAGCCAUGACAGAUCGGCUGGAGUCCAUAGCAAGACAGAAUGGCCUGGCAUCGCAUCUGAGUCCCAACGGCACAGAGUUUUAUAUUACUUCUGACUUGUUCUACUUGGAGGUCCAUCUAGAUCCAGAAGGGCAGUUAUGUGAUGUCACUGUGGCCCAUCAGGGAGAAAAUCCUAUGAGCUGCCCAGAACUGGUCCAGCAGUUAAGAGAGAAGAACUUUGACGAUUUCUCACAACAUUUAAAGGGUCUUGUCAACCUGUACAAGGUGCAAGGAGAUGAUAUCAAACUGAAAACAAAAGUUUACCUGGCCCUUCAGUCAUUGGAAUUGGACCUCACAAAGAUGGCUGCCAUGUACUGGCAGGCCACAAAUGCAAGCGUGCUGGACAAAAUUCUGCAGGGCACAGUUGGGUACUUGACCCCAAGAAGUGGAGGUCAUGUCAUGAAUUUGAAGUACUAUAUCUCACCAUAUGAUUUGUUAGAUGAAAUCACAGGAUCAUCCAUAACACUGAGCGAAGGACAUGUUCCUCGUUCUCUUGGUAUGAAUGUAUCUGUCACAAUUGAGGCCACUUCUGCUACCUACAAGCUUCCUAUUGCACCUCUGAUUAUGGGCUCCCACCCAAUUGACAGCAAAGGUACUCCUUCUUUCUCCGCAAUUACAAAUGCCAACACGGUGGACUUCCCUGCUUGCUUCUUCCUCAAGUUUCCACAGCCUAUCCCUGUAUCCAGGGCCUUUAUUCAGAAAAUCCAGAAUUGCACAGGAAUCCAGCUGUUUGAAAGUCCACCUAACUACCUACCUCACUAUGAGCUGCUCACACAGUUUGAAUUUUCUAAAGAAAAGGAGCCCGAACCUUUCAACCACAACAUGCGUUUCUAUGCAUCUCUCCCAGGUCAGCAGCAUUGCUACUUCCUAAAUAAAGAUGCCCCCCUGUGUGACAAAAGGAUCCUGCAGGGAACACUUCUGAGUAAAAUUCCAUUCCAGCACCCAGGCCAUGUUCCUGUUAUUCUUAAUUUAAUCCGUCACCAGGUGGCCUGCAAUACCUUGAUCGGAAGCUGUGUUAAACGUACAGUACUAAGGGAUGACUGCCCUGGGCUCCUGCACUUUGAAGUGUCUCCCCUCUCUGACUCCAGUGUCAGUAUCUCCUUCCAGCAUCCAGUUAAUGAUUCCCUUGUGUGUGUGGUGAUGGAUGUGCAAGAUUCAACCCAUAUGAAUUGUAAGCUGUACAUGGGUUUAUCUGACGCUCUCAUCUGUACAGACGACUUCAUCACCAAAGUUGUCCAGAGGUGUAUGUCCAUUCCCGUGACCAUGAGAGCUAUCCGUAGGAAGGCAGAGACCAUCCAAGCUGACACACCAGCCUUGUCCAUCAUUGCUGAGACCGUGGAAGACAUGGUGAAAAAUAAUCUUCCUCCAGCAAGCAGUCCUGGUUAUGGAAUGACCCCAGGCUCUACUGCUCUGAGUGGCAUCACCACACCAACCAGUUCAUACCCUUCCGGGCCCAUUACUUCCCUCUUCAACAUGGGUAUAAAGGAACGACAUGACUCAACAGGCCAUGGAGAAGAUUUCAGCAAAGUUACACAGAACCCCAUUCUCACAAGCCUUCUCCAGAUCAAAGGGAAUGGAGGUGGGACUCUGGGCUCCAGCCCCACGCCUCCUCAUCAUACACCACCUCCUGUCUCCUCUCCAGCAAGUAACACCAAAAAUCAUCCCAUGCUGAUGAACCUACUGAAAGAUAAUCCACCACAGGACUUUUCUUCCCUGUAUGGAAGUAGCCCUUUAGAGAGACAGAACUCUUCCGGUUCUCCUCGUACAGAGCUGGGUCCUUCUGGGACUGGAAAACCCAAGAAAAAGCGACCAAGAACAGGAACAGAGAAGACUAAGAACCAGACUGAAGAUGACUUUCAGAGGGAACUCUUUUCUAUGGAUGUUGAUUCCCAGAACCCUAUUUUUGAUGUUAGCAUGACUGGUGACGCACUGGACACGCCCCAUAUCACACCUGCACCUAGUCAGUGUGGUACACCACCAACUGUGUAUCAGCAGCCAAUUUCUCAUACACAGUCUGGCAUGCAAAGAAUGGUGAGGCUUCCCAGCACUGAUGCCAUUAUCCCUGAUGUCACAGACAUCCUCACAGAUAUAGCAGAAGAAGCAUCCAAACUGCCAGGGCCUGGAGAGGAUUGCCCCAAUCUUGGCACUCCUGUAAGGGACUCCUCUAGCUCUGGACACUCUCAAAGUACCCUUUUUGACACAGAUGUGUUUCAGGUAGAUGGUGGUGGAGGGGGAGACAAUCCAUACGCAGAUGCAGCUGAUCUUAUUGCGGAGGCCAAUGGAAGCCCCAACAGUGACUCACCUUAUUUUAACAGUGUGGAUUUUAACCCUGACUUACUGAAUAGUCAAAGUGGCUUCACUGAUGACCUAAAUGAAGACAGCAGCCAGAGUGGAGACCAUGAUUUCAAGGACUUUCCAGGGCAAGGAUUAGCUGCCUUAGGUAUAGUAGCAGGACUUCCAGUUGAUGGGGGUGAUGGAAAGUACAAAAUGACAGACACCGUAGACUUCAGCAUUAUUGCAAAUAGUGGGGCCAAAGCACUAAGUGGGGUGGAUAUUAUGGAAACCCACAGUGGGAGCCAGAGUCCACUUUUGGGUGGAGAGAUAGGGAAAGACCGACCACAGAAGCAAAGAGUGAAGGAGAACAGCAAUGGGGGAGCAGGUGGAGUGGUGUUAGGUGGGAUGCAGGGUGCAGGUAUAGAUGUAAAAUCUGGAAAACGUAGCAGAACCCCAUCUAGUGAUGGGAAGAGUAAAGACAAACCACCUAAGCGCAAGAAAACAGAGCCAGAUGGCAAGUCACCUUCUCAUAUAGCUAAUCGUCCUUUUACCCCUCCAACCAGUAGUGGGGGUUCAAAAUCUCCAGGGACCUCAGGGAGAUCUCAGACUCCUCCUGGCAUGGCUACUCCUCCUAUCCCCAAGAUCACUAUUCAGAUUCCUAAGGGGACUAUGAGUGUGGGAAAGCCAUCAUCCCACAGCCAGUAUUCCAGCAGUGGAUCAGGGAGCUCUUCAAGCAGCAAAAGUCAUCAUGGCCACUCUUCAUCAUCAUCAUCUACUUCUGGUAAAAUCAAAAACAAAUCUGAUGGGUCCUCUGGUAUGAAAAUGGGGGGUUCAGGAGGUGGCAUAUACUCUGGCCAGAGUGGAUCUGGAGGCAGCCAGGCCAAAAGUGGUUCUCAGUCCAUGGGAAAGCAAGGAUCUUCCCCCAUCACCAAACAUGGGUUAGGCAGUGGAAGCAACAGCUCAGGGGGCAGCAAAACUAAACCCCAAGGGAAGCCAUCUGUGCUAAUGAAUCCCUCCCUGAGCAAGCCAAACAUUUCUCCCUCCCAUUCAAGACCAUCUGGAGGGUCUGAAAAACUUUCCUCCCCCAUGAAGCCCAUGCCAGGCACUCCACCUUCUUCGAAAGCCAAGUCUCCAAUUGGCUCAGGAGGUCCACAUAUGGGGGGAGGUUCUAACUCCAACAUGAAGUCAUCCUCAGGACUCGUAUCUUCAGGGUCCCUUUCUCAGAAGCCUAAUUCUUCAUCCUCUUCUUCCUCCUCCUCCUCUUCAUCAUCUUCAUCAUCAUCAUCUUCUUUCUCAGGCGGCUCCAACUCCAAUGUUUCUCAGAAUCUCCAUGGCAGCUCCAAGGGAAAGUCUCCGAGCAGAAAUAAGAAACCUUCACUUACAGCUGUCAUUGAUAAACUGAAACAUGGGGUGGGAACAGGAGGUUCAGGUUCUGAGGAUCCUAUGGAUGGAGGGGGAGCACCAUCAGUUGCAAGCGGUCAUGGCAUGUCCUCCAAGCAUGGAAUGGUGGGAGGUGAGUACCCAGCAAAACGGGAAAAAAGUGAGAAGGAUAAAUCAAAAGUGUCCGUCUCCGGUGGACCAUCUGAUCCUUCCAAGAAAGGUGGGGACCCAAAGGGCUCUGGUAGCACUGGGGUAGCUAAAAUUAUUAUAAGCAAACAUGAUGGAGGAUCUCCCAGCAUCAAGGCAAAGGUAACCCUACAAAAGCCUGGAGAAGGGGGAGGGGAGGGAAUGAGAACACAGAUGGCCAAAAACUAUGGGUCUCCAUUAAUAAGUGGCUCUACCCCAAAACAUGAGCGGUGUUCACCAAGCCAUAAUAAGUCUCCAGCAUAUACCCCACAGGCAUUGGACAGUGAAAGUGAGUCAGGUUCCUCUUCCAUUGCAGAGAAGUCCUACCAAAACAGCCCUAGCUCAGAUGAUGGAGGCGGCGGGGGAAGCCGGGCUCAGCCGGAGUACAGUGCGGAGAAACACAAAAAGCACAAGAAAGAAAAAAAGAGACUUAAGGAUAAAGAAAGGGAGAGAGAAAAGAAGAAGUCAUCUUACAGCAUGAAGCCAGAAAGUUGGUCCAAGUCUCCCAUCUCUUCUGAUCCUGGAUUGACCAUGGGUGGAGGCUCCUUAUUGAACUCAGACAGAGCAGCCAGGCCCAGCCCAAGUUUUUUAAUGGGUGAAGAUGAUGACUUAAUGGACGUGGCGCUUAUAGGGAACUAAAACCUGCAGUAUUGGUUUAACUCUGUUUAUUUUAAAUUACUUUGUCUAUAUGCUGCCAGAAGUCCUAUAUUGGAAAACGUUAAUUGAAUCAGUCCUUUUGGCAUAAAUUGGAUCAAUUUCCAGUAUUCAUAGCCCCAUUUAUGCACAUUGAUGGCCAUCCAAAGUUUUUUUAUUUUUUUAUUUUACGGGGGACACUUUUUUUUUUUUAACGAAUUAACAAAAUAAGCUAAAAUGAAUGAUUUUGUUAAAUAGCAAAAACUGGGAUCUCCUGUUACCACUCCUUUUUUUUUUUUUUAUUACCAAAAUUUCACAGCCAUAAUUGACACAAGCCAUUUGUGUUUAUAGCAGUGCUCAGCUAAGGAAUAGUUCUUAUUAACAAUAAGAUGUCAAAAAGCACAGAACGUUAUUAUUUAUUAUUAUUACAGUGAUUAACAGCUGAAUGCAUACAUUACAUAUGCUAUCCAAUACGUAAAAAAAUAAUGAAAAUAUUUAAUAUAUAUUUAUAUACAUGUGUGUAUAUUAAUUACUGCUCACUCACACUGUUUUCUAAUGAACUCCCUUAGUAGUUUGAGUAAAAGAGCCACACUUACAAGUCCGUCAGCAUUUUCAAUUACACAGUUUGGCAUCAUUUAUAAUUACAACCCCAUUAAAAAGUUCUUUAUUAUUAUUUUAUUACAUUUUUCUGUUUUAUCAGUGAGAUGACACACAAACUCUAAACCAAAAUAGAUCAUAUGUUAAAGUAACAUCCCACUCAAAGAUUUAUUUUUUCAUAGUUAAUUUUUAUUUUAAAAUUCAAAUGGAUCUGCUGCCAAAGGUAAUAUUAUAAAAUGUUUUUGUUUUGUUUUUUAAUCUCUUGAGCAGUUUUAAAUUAAACCAAUGUAAAAAUAAUUAAUAUACGUUUUUUUCUAGCUUUAUCUGUCUUUACAUUAUAUAGUAUUCUAUUUUCGUGCCUACAAUUGACUGAGAAGACUACAGUGUUAAGAUAAUUUUAAUAACCAAAUUUUAAACUAAACUAAAAAGCUCAUAAACAAAAAGACACUGUUUUCCUGGUUAAUUGGAUUCACUGUAAGGAAUAUGUUCUAAGCACAAGAGAGAGCACAAUGGAUGUCAAUAUAACAUCAACAGUAGAUGACAUUCCAUUUAGAAAAAUGUUAGUAUGAAAACGGUUUAUUUUAUAUUGCCAUUUUUCAAAAUGGCCCACCAUCUAUAAUAUCUUAAGCACAUCAAAAUAAAAUGUACUACUCAUUUAAUGAUCACAAGACUAUAGAACUCUCUAAGCUUGCCCAAGGUCUUUAGAGACCAGAUUUUCGUUUUCCCCUCUGCGAGUAGUUAAUUUUUACAGAAUUUACAAAUUAGAUUUCAAUAGUAGCAUAAUCUGACAGGAAGACAUAUUAAGGCAGGUGGUCUUAAAAAAGGAACUGCAGAAAAUGUUUUAUUAUAACUGUUUUUAAUUGUUUUAACCUUUGCUGGUAUAUUUCUUUUUUUUUUUUUUUUUUAUAGGAACACUAUAGGAUCAGGAGUUCAAUGUGUAUUCCUGACCUUGUAGUGUUAAAAACACUAUUUACCCAUCCCCCCUUUAAAUUCCAGCGCCAUGUGGGUCUGUCAAUGCUGGCUCCGCCCCUCCUUUGCCAACAUCCUCAAAAUUGAUUAUCUGAGUUAAUCACAAUGCUUUUCCAUAGGAAAGCAUUGGAUUUGCUGAGAUUGUCAAUUCUGAUGAUCUCAGCCAUGGUGGCACGGCGUGGGGGCAUAUCCAAUCGCGGCUCUGGCCAAUCAACAUCUCCUCAUAAACUAAGGCUGCAUA